AUGGCGUUCUUGGAUUUCAAGCCCAAAAUUCCAGCUCUCGAAUCAACAACGGCAAGGAUAUAUAUUUACUUAUGGAAUCCUGCCACCCGAUUUUGCACCAAAGUGCUUGAGCUUGACCGCUUGGACGAAUGUGGCUAUUAUACACACGGGGGACUUUGUUUUGACUUCUCCAAGAAUGUUUACAAGGCAAUGUUCAUUAUGGACCAUCAGACCCCAGAUUAUGGUGGUGAAUUCGUUAUAGUUGCUAGUCUUAAAGACAAAAGAUGGAGGACAGUUAAAUUCCCUUAUGAUAUCCGCUCAGUCAGUGAAGCAAUUACACUACAUGGACGACUUCACUACGGUGUAAGGGUUAAAAAGAAAGACGAAAGUAUGUGGGAUAGUUUUGAUCCUUGUAACGAAAUAAUUUAUUUUGAUCCUGUCUCUGAAAAAUUCCACAUGUUUCCCGUCCCUGAGCCUAAGACUGAUCAAGGAGAGAAUGCUAUAGUUGGUUUAGGAGUUUUAAAUGAAUGUCUAAGUAUGACUUGCUUGAAAGAUGAUAAGGUGGGUGUUGAGAUACUGGUCAUGAAGGAAUAUGGAGUAAAGGAAUCAUGGACUUCUUUAUUUUUCAUAAGGAAUUUAAAAAUAAAUCCUUCAUAUGGAAUGGUAACACCGUUUUCCAUGACAGAAGAUGGAGAACUAAUUUUGGAGAUAUAUGAUCUUGAAGAAAAAUUUGUUGUAUACAAUCCGAAGAAUGAUAAUACGCAAAACCUUCAUAUUCGUGGAGAGAAAGUAUCUAUAUAUGACACCAUUAAUUAUGUGGAAAGCUUGAUCUCGCCAAAGGAGUACUACCGGAGUAGAAAGCGCCACAAAAAGUUUGGUCAGCUAGAUUAUUAUAUCGAGGAUGGGCAGAAAAAGAAACAAAUGAAUGCAUGGUAG
Messenger RNA from Nicotiana attenuata, 915 nucleotides. RefSeq names its product F-box/kelch-repeat protein At3g06240-like. Lineage: Eukaryota; Viridiplantae; Streptophyta; Magnoliopsida; Solanales; Solanaceae. The record is from RefSeq and is a predicted model, not a curated record. The coding region runs from base 1 to 915 and encodes 304 amino acids. The transcript is spliced from 2 exons.